Messenger RNA from Lycium barbarum (goji berry), 1261 nucleotides. RefSeq lists its product as uncharacterized. Lineage: Eukaryota; Viridiplantae; Streptophyta; Magnoliopsida; Solanales; Solanaceae. Bases 210 to 956 code for a protein of 248 amino acids. The transcript has 5 exons. The record is from RefSeq and is a predicted model, not a curated record.
UGUCCCGUCCGAGGCACUCGUCCCAAUUUCAACUUCCACCGAGAGGGGUAUCUUUGUUUUGAGUUGAACCCUCCACCAUCACACGAAAAGAAAAAAAAAUCAUACAAUCCAGGAUUACUUAUUCUACCUUGUUGAUGUUUGUUCAUAUGUCACUGCUAUACUUUGUCUAGAACAAGAAAAAACAAAUCUGUCAAAUUUGUUGUACAAAAAUGAGUACGCAGCUUCAUCUCCUUGCUAGUCAUCUCCCUAAUCAUUGUAUUUUGUUGCCACCAACGUCAUCAUCUUCCUUGUACACAUUUUCUUCAUUGAAUUGUUCAAAAUGUUCUGGGGAAAACAGAGUCUUAGGCCUGGGUAGAUCCUUUUUGGGUUUGAAUGGAAGACUAUUAACAAACAGGAGGGUAAUUAAAAGAAAGAGAGAUUUUUCGGGCAUAAAAGCAUCAGCAGGAGGUGCAGUAUGGGAUGGUUGGAUGCCAGAAAAGACCUCGAAAGCUCCUCCACUAAGCGACAUUUUUUGGCCUUCUGCAGGAGCAUUUGCGGCAAUGGCAAUGCUAGGAAAGAUAGACCAAAUAUUGGCACCCAAAGGGUUAUCUAUGACUAUAGCUCCACUAGGUGCUGUUUGUGCUGUCCUCUUUGCCACCCCUUCUUCUCCCGGUGCUAGGAAGUACAAUAUGUUUAUGGCACAAAUCGGUUGUGCAGCCAUUGGUGUUUUAACAUUCACAAUAUUGGGCCCAGGUUGGCUAGCUCGAAGCACAGCCCUUUCUGCUGCGAUGGCUUUCAUGAUUUAUACUCGAUCUGUUCAUCCUCCUGCUGCAAGUUUACCGCUACUGUUCAUUGAUGGAGCUAAGUUAAAUCAGCUCAACUACUGGUAUGCUCUGUUCCCUGGAGCUGCCGGAUGCAUUCUUCUCUGUUUAAUUCAAGAGAUUGUAUGUUACCUGAAAGAGAAUGUCAAAUUCUGAUCAGAAAUGGCAUGGGAGCUGUAUUAAAAUUCUUUUGCAUGGUGAAAAGUGAAACGGGGAUUCACCAAUUCUGCAAGAAUGCAAUCACGGAUUCGACGAAAAGUGAAUACCCGUGCAACGUCAAGGGGAUAACUUCGAUUUAAAUUUGUGAAUAAGAUAUGAUUCUCAUUCAACCCAGAAAUUGUAAUUGUGAAUGAGAUAUGAUAUCUGGAAAUGGUUGUGUCACGGAACUAACCAUGAUAUUCUUUUGCUAUUAAAUAUUAUUAUAAGAUAUCACUAAUUUGUGAUCAUAACUUCAUAAGCUA